GUCACUCUGAUACGUUUGGGAACAGAACACGAUGGGAGAAAAUCGAUUCGCCUUCGCCCUCUGAGAGAGAGAUAGGUUCCUUUGAACAUUGAUCAUCCGAUUAAAUCGUCCAAUUGAAUCUAACGAUACGCAGAUAAGAAGGGAGAGAGAGGACAGAUUCCUUUUUAAAAAUCUCUCCGAUCAGAUAAAGCUCGAGAAAGCUCCGACGACCAGUUUCCCGAAGCACAAGGGCUCUUCCUCCUCAAGAUCAUCUAUCAGUCUCCCAUCUAUCUCAUUUGGAAAGGAGAGUAACUCGAGGAUCUUUACUUCUGUCUCAACUACAGCUACUCAUAUUCGGUCUGCCAUUGAUUGCAUGAUACGUGAUAGGAUUCUUUCUCUACCACCGUCGCAGAAUCAACGCCAGCCUUCAAUCCUGCUGCUGUUUGAUAUUUUUUUUUAAGAACCUUUAACUAAGAGCCUUGCAAUGGAGCAAUUAAAUGUUGGUGUUUCUUACCUUUGUCUUUUUUUUUUCUUCUGAACGAGAAAAGUUCAGUCUUACGAUGGAAAUAAGGAAACGGAAGCUCGCCGACGACGGUGGCGCGUCAGUUGACGGCGCUGGUUAUGAUCGGAAUCCGUCUAAAUCAGGUCGAGCGACGCGAUCUACGAGGCGGAUAUUCAUGUUCUGUCUCGCGUUUCGUGUGGUGAAUGCUUUGUUGAUUCAAACCUAUUUCAAUCCCGACGAGCAUUGGCAAUCCCUCGAAGUAGCUCAUCGUACCGUCUUCGGUUAUGGAUAUUUGACAUGGGAGUGGAAGAGAGGGAUACGAAGCUAUUUGCAUCCUAUGGUAUUCGCUUUCUUGUACAAACUUCUUCACCUCACGGGUCUUGACACUCCCUACGUUAUGAGCAAAGCUCCACGUCUCAUGCAAUCCAUAUUUUCAGCUCUUGGUGAUCUUUAUUUGUACAAAUUGUCUGAUGCUCUUUAUGGAGAAAAUGUCGCAGGCUGGUCUCUAUUUUGUCAAAUGGCAAACUGGUUCAUGUUCUUCUGUAUGAACCGUACGUUUUCAAACUGUUUGGAGACUGUUCUCACCAUCAUGGGACUAUACUACUGGCCUUGUAUUAGAGAUUCUUCAAUUGGCCAUACUGUGAAUCGGAAGUGGGGUUUGGUCAUAGCGGCCCUAGCAUGUGCCAUUAGACCUACAAGUGCAAUCAUAUGGUUAUAUGUUGGGACGCUUGAGCUAUUUUUGACGCCUAAUAAGGUCAAAUUCAUCGUCCUAGAGGUGAUCCCGAUUGGGUCUUUGGUCCUCGGCUUAACCUGUUCGCUGGACCGUCUGAUGUACGGCUCAUGGGUCAUUGUGCCUCUUAAUUUUCUCAAGUUCAACUUCCUUUCAUCUGGUGGAGACUAUUACGGAACUCACCCAUGGCACUGGUACUUCUCCCAGGGAUUUCUUGUCAUGCUUUUCACUUUCACACCACUCUCCAUUGCUGGAAUGAUCAACUCUAAGAGUCAGAAGCUUUCAGCUCUUGUUCUAUGGGUUUUAACGAUUUACAGCCUGCUCGGCCACAAGGAAUUCAGGUUUGUGCUGCCUGUGCUACCCCUUGCUUUGAUAUUCUCUGGGUAUGCCCUUACUCAAAUGGAGGGAUCUGAUUCUUCACCAUCAUCAUCAGUAACUAAAAAGAAGCAAGUCCCUAGAAAGAAGCACAUCGUGAAGUGGUCUACUAAACUAACACUUUCAGUCUUAUUUUUACUUGUGACCAAUAUCCCAAUGGCACUAUACAUGAGUUUAUUCCAUCAGAGAGGGACGGAGGAUGCGAUGAACUACUUAUCGGAAGAAGCACACAAAGGGAGAGUAAAGAGCAUUCUCUUUCUCAUGCCAUGCCAUUCUACUCCCUACUAUUCCACUCUCCAUAGUAACAUUCCAAUGCAAUUUCUGGACUGCACGCCAAGUGAAGAGAAGGGAAAACUUGACGAGUCAGACCGAUUCAUGAUGAACCCUUUAGGUUUCGUAUCAGAGUUAGCUGGAAACUGGUCAGAGCCGCCUAGCCACAUUGUGAUGUUUGCAUCAGAAGAAACAAAACUCAGAGAUUUGAUAAUCAAACAUUCCUUUAGAGAGGUGAAAAGAUUCUUCCACGCGCAUUUCAAGGUUGAUAGAGAUCUUCAGUCCUCAGUGGUUGUCUAUGCUAACAUAGAAAACUGAUUCUAGGUUUCGUGUUGGUUUUGGUUGGUUUAGCUUCACAGUUUUAAAAACGCCGUGAUGUUUGUAGUGGUUUUUGAAUGAACGACACACGAUUGUGUAAUUUUGUUAUUUGUUUUUUUUUUCCUUAAUGUAACGUCAUAUGUACACGAUUUGAUGUCAUUUAUAUAAAGUUUGUAUCCGUUGUUUUUA
This is a messenger RNA of Eruca vesicaria subsp. sativa (arugula), 2363 nucleotides long. The record is from the annotation of a GenBank genome assembly. Lineage: Eukaryota; Viridiplantae; Streptophyta; Magnoliopsida; Brassicales; Brassicaceae.